GUCUCAAUCCGUACCUCCUUUCUUACUGGUCCUGUUGUUUUGGGAUAACCAUCAGCCAGAAUGCCUGGUGCUUAUAAAGGUGAAUGUGGGGAUGAUGUGGACCCCAUGGUGUUCCUGGCACCUUCGGAGAAGGAAAAGCUUGAUGCUAUAAACAAGCCAUAUGACAUCAAGAAGUCUUGCUGGGUGAAGGAUGACAAGGAGGCCUUUAUUGCAGCCGAGGUUCAGUCUGAGAAAGGUGAACAAGUCACUGUGAAGACUGUCAAAAAUACGACCCUCACCAUUAAGAAGGAUGAUAUUCAGCAAAUGAACCCACCAAAGUUCUACCAAGCUACUGACAUGGCUAACCUGACCUUCCUCAAUGAGGCUAGCGUCUUGGAAAAUCUGCGCUCACGAUACGUGAACAUGAGAAUUUAUACUUAUUCCGGAUUGUUUUGUGUUACCAUCAACCCCUAUAAGUGGCUGGCAAUCUAUGGUGCCAGAGUAGCGCAAAUGUACAAGGGGAGGAAAAGGAAUGAGAUGCCUCCCCAUCUGUUCUCCAUUUCUGACAAUGCCUACCAUGACAUGCUGAUGGAGCACGAAAACCAGUCUAUGCUGAUCACUGGAGAAUCUGGUGCUGGCAAAACUGAGAAUACGAAAAAGGUCAUUCAAUAUUUUGCCAAUGUUGGUGCAGUAACAGGUGGAAAGCAGGCUCCUGAAUCCAAGGGAUCCCUGGAAGAUCAAAUCAUUCAGGCUAAUCCUGUCCUGGAGGCUUUUGGAAAUGCCAAAACAACAAGGAAUAACAAUUCCUCUCGAUUUGGUAAAUUCAUCCGAAUCCACUUUGGCCCCACUGCUAAGCUGGCUGGUGCUGAUAUUGAGAGCUAUCUGCUUGAAAAGUCCCGUGUCAUUUCCCAGCAAGCUGCUGAAAGAGGGUACCAUAUAUUCUACCAGCUCCUCUCUGGAAAAAUUCCAAGACUUCUAGAAAUGCUAUUGGUAAAUCCUGACCCCAAACAAUACGUUUGGGUUUGCCAGGGUGUCACAGUGGUCGACAAUAUGGAUGAUGGUGAAGAGUUGUGUCUCACUGAUGUUGCCUUUGACGUCUUGGGCUUCACCCUAGAAGAGAAGGACUCAGUGUACAAGCUAACAGGAGCCAUCAUGCAUUUUGGCAACAUGAAAUUCAAGCAGAAGCCAAGAGAGGAGCAGGCAGAUGUUGACACAACUGAGGUGGCUGACAAAGUUGCCCACCUGAUGGGUCUCAAUUCAGGGGAUUUACAGAAGGGCAUAACCAGGCCUCGUGUCAAAGUGGGCAAUGAAUUUGUGCAAAAGGGCCAGAACCAUGAUCAGUGCAACUAUUCAAUUGGUGCCUUGGCCAAGGCUGUUUAUGACCGGAUGUUCAAGUGGAUGGUCACCAGGAUCAAUAAGACCUUAGACACCAAGAUGCAACGUCAGUACUUUAUUGGUGUGCUGGACAUUGCUGGUUUUGAGAUCUUUGAGUUUAACAGCUUUGAGCAACUGUGUAUCAACUUCACCAAUGAAAAGCUGCAACAGUUUUUCAACCAUCACAUGUUUGUCUUGGAGCAAGAAGAAUAUAAGAAGGAGGGCAUUGACUGGGUGUUCAUUGACUUUGGGCUGGACUUGCAAGCCUGCAUUGAGCUGCUUGAGAAGCCUAUGGGUGUAUUCUCCAUUCUGGAAGAGCAGUGCGUGUUCCCAAAAGCCACCGAUGCCACUUUCAAGGCUGCCCUCUAUGACAAUCAUCUGGGCAAGUCUAACAACUUCCUUAAGCCAAAGGGUGGAAAGAAGGGUCCCGAGGCACACUUUGAGCUGGUGCACUAUGCUGGAACUGUGGGUUAUAACAUUACAGGAUGGCUGGAGAAAAACAAGGACCCCCUCAAUGAGACAGUAGUGGGCCUGUUCCAGAAAUCAUCCAUGAGCCUGCUGGCUAUUCUCUUCAAAGAGGAGGAAGCUGCAGCUGGUGCCAAGAAGCAAAAGAAAGGGUCUUCUUUCCAGACUGUCUCAGCUUUCUACAGGGAACAACUGAACAAGCUGAUGACCACUCUGCGUAGUACUGCCCCCCACUUUGUCCGCUGCAUUGUGCCAAAUGAAUUUAAGCAAUCAGGUGUCGUUGAUGCCUUUCUGAUUUUACAUCAGCUGGCUUGUAACGGUGUGCUGGAAGGCAUUCGUAUCUGCAGGAAAGGCUUUCCCAACAGGCUACAGUAUCCAGAGUUCAAGCAACGAUAUUAUGUGCUGAACCCAAAUGCUAUCCCAAAGGGAUUUGUGGACAACAAGAAAGCUUCAGAACUUAUAUUGAGUGGCACAGGCUUGGACGACACAGAAUACAGAAUUGGACACACUAAGGUGUUCUUCCGUGCUGGAGUGCUGGCUAAACUAGAGGACAUGAGAGAUGAACGUCUAGCAAAGAUUAUGACCAUGCUGCAAGCCCGGUGUCGUGGAUUUCUCAUGAGGAUCGAGUUCAAAAAAAUGCUUGAGAGGAGGCUCAGCUUGAUAGCUAUCCAGCGUAAUGUGAGGAAGUUCCUGCAGCUGCGUUACUGGGGCUGGUGGAAACUUUACAACAAGGUGAAGCCUUUGUUGAAUGUAGCCCGCCAGGAAGAUGAAAUGAAGGCAAAGGAAGAAGAGUUGCGAAACGCAAUGGAGAAGACUCAAGAUCUUGUCAACAGACUCAAGGAGUUGGAAGAGAAAGUGGCUACCCUCUCACAAGAGAAGAAUGAUCUUUCCCUGUUGCUUGUUGCUGAACAAGAAUCUCUUGCUGAUGCUGAAGAGCGUUGUACUCAGCUGGUGAAGGUCAAAAUUGACAUGGAAAGUCAGAUCCAGGAGAUGAAGGAGCGCCUGGAAGAAGAGGAAAGCGCUGCCUCGAGCCUGGGUGCCAACAAGCGCAGGCUGGAAGGGGAACUUAGUGAUCUUAAGAGAGAUCUGGAGGGACUCGAGUCCACUCUUGCCAAAACAGAAAAAGAGAAACAGGCCCUAGAUAACAAGGUUCGCACUUUGACAGGGGAUCUUGGUCAAAGAGAUGACAGCAUUGCCAAACUGCAGAAAGAGAAGAGGGCCCUUGAUGAACUCUACCAGAAAGCACUUGAUGACCUUCAGGCUGAAGAGGACAAAGUAAACCACCUAACCAAAAAUAACAGCAAGCUGAACACACACAUUCAUGAGCUUGAAGACAACUGGGAACAAGAGAAGAAGAUUCGUGCAGAAGUAGAGAAAGCACGUCGCAAAGCAGAAGGGGACCUGAAAAUGACAAUCGAAAACCUGAAUGAAAUGGAAAGGGCCAAACUUGACCUGGAGGAGAUUGUCAAAAAGAGAGACCUUGAAAUGAAUCACCUCAACACUAAACUGGAGGAUGAGCAAUCCCUUAACUCGACUUUACAGAGGAAACUCAAAGAGCACCAGGCCCGUAUUGAGGAGCUGGAAGAAGAACUUGAAGCAGAACGUGCAAUAAGAGCCAAGAUUGAAAAGCAGAGGGCUGAACUUUCACGUGACUUGGAGGAUUUGAGCGACAGACUAGAGGAAGCCGGAGGAGCCACAGUUGCUCAGAUUGAGCAGAACAGGAAGCGUGAAGCAGAGCUCUUGAAAUUGCGCCGUGAGCUUGAAGAGGCAGCCCUACAGUCCGAGGCCACGGCUUCAGCCCUAAGGAAGAAGCAUGCUGACUCCAUGGCUGAAAUGGCAGAACAUAUUGAGAACCUCCAGAGAGUCAAAGUCAAGCUGGAAAAAGACAAACAGGUCAUGAAAGCAGAAGUGGAUGACCUAAGCAGCAGCAUGGAGUCUGUACAGAAAGCCAAGCUGAAUUCUGAGGCUCAUGUACGUAAGCUGGAGGACAACUUGGCUGAAGCAAAUGCAAGAAUUGCUGAGAUGGAGAGAAACCAGACUGAGCUUAAUGCAUUCAAAACCAGACUUUCAGCUGAGAACACUGACCUCAGCCGGGAACUGGAAGAGACAACCAGCAGGCUUAACCAGUUUUUGCGCAUCAAGACUACAUUGACAUCUCAGACUGAUGAGCUGAAGAGGCAGGUGGAUGAGGAAUCCAAGUCCCGCAGUACCGCAAUGGUCAGCCUAGCCAAUUCCAAGCAUGAUUUGGACCUGAUGAAAGAACAGCUUGAGGAAGAGCAGGAGAGUAAGGCCGAGAUGCAGCGUCUCAUCUCCAAGCUCAACUCUGAGGUCACUACCUGGAGAACCAAGUAUGAGACUGAUGCCAUCCAGAAAACUGAAGAACUGGAGGAGACCAAGCGUAAGCUAGCUGCCAGACUUCAGGAAGCAGAAGAAGCUUCAGAGGCAGCACAGGCCCGCGCUGCCAGUCUUGAUAAAGCCAAACAGAGACUGCAGGGAGAGGUAGAAGAUCUUACCAUUGAACUUGAAAAGUCUAAUGCAGCCGCAGCAGCCCUAGACAAAAAACAGCGCACCUUUGACAAGAUGAUUGCUGAGUGGAGCCAGAAGUGCGAGGAGAUCCAGGUGGAACUUGACAAUUCCCAGAAGGAGUGUCGCACCUAUAUGACAGAAGUCUAUAAGUUGAAGACUGUUUAUGAGGAAUCAAUUGAACACCUUGAGACCAUCAAAAAGGAGAACAAAACCCUUCAUGAGGAAAUUAAGGACCUUGUGGAUCAGCUUGGAGAAGGUGGAAAGAGCCUCCAUGAGGUGCAAAAGGCUAAGAAGAAGCUGGAAAUUGAAAAAGAUGAAUUGCAGGUGGCUCUUGAGGAAGCUGAAGCUUCACUAGAGGUUGAGGAGAGCAAAGUUGUUCGUAUUCAGCUUGAAUUGGCACAGGUUAAAGCAGACAUAGACCGCAGGAUACAUGAGAAAGAAGAAGAAUUUGAAAUUACAAGAAAGAACCACCAGCGUGCAAUAGAAUCUUUGCAGGCAAGUCUGGAAACAGAGGCUAAAGGCCGAGCUGAAGCUUUGCGCUUGAAAAAGAAGAUGGAGUCUGAUCUGAAUGAGAUGGAGAUCCAAUUGGACCAUGCCAACAAAAACAACAGUGAGCUGGUCAAGACCCUGAAGAGACUCCAGCAGCAAAUAAAGGACAUGCAAAUGCAAAUGGAUGAAGAUGCUCGUCAACACGAGGAACUGCGUGAACAAUACAACUUGCAGGAGAGGCGUCUCAGUCUUCUGCAGACAGAGCUAGAAGAAGUCCGCAGUGGCCUGGAGGCCUCCGAGCGUUCCCGCAAACUCAUUGAACAGGAACUGGUGGAGGUCACUGAGAGGCAUAAUGAGCUAAGUGUGCAGAACCAAAGCCUUGUGGUCAUCAAACGCAAAAUGGAAUCAGACCUGCAACGACUCAGUAAUGAACACGAGGAGCUCAUCAGCGAGUUCCGUACUGUAGAUGAAAGAGCUAAGAAAGCAGUCGCCGAUGCAACGCGCAUGGCAGAGGAACUGCGCCAGGAACAAGACCACUGUGCACACCUUGAGAAAGUCAAGAAGAGCAAUGAAAUUACCAUCAAGGACUUGCAGAUGAAGAUUGAGGAAGCUGAGCAGCUUGCUUUGAAGGCGGGCAAACGCACCAUUCAGAAACUUGAGGCCCGGGUUAAGGAGAUAGAAACAGAACUGGACUCUGAGCAGAAGCGUCACGUGGAGACAGUAAAGAUUCUGAGAAAGAAUGAGCGCCGCCUCAAGGAGCUUGUGUUCCAGUCAGAGGAGGACCACAAGACCAACCAGCGAAUGCAGGAACUGGUGGAGAAACUGCAGAACAAGCUGAAGGCUUAUAAGAGGCAGAUUGAAGAAGCUGAGGAACAAGCCAACCAGAGCCUGUCUAAGUAUAGAAAGGCAGUCCACGAGCUGGACGAUGCAGAGGAGAGAGCCGGUAUGGCUGAAUCUGCGCUGAACAAACUGCGCACCAGAAACCGCGUAUCUGUAGGGAAGGGCUUCACUUCAGUGGAGAUCAUUCAGGUCUCCAAAUCUUCCUCCUCCAAAGGUGCUUCUGAGGAAUAGAAAGCUUUUCUACACAGUCGGGUGACAUGCUUCCUCCUUCCUAUCCAUGCCCAUCAUUGGACUCUGGAAGACCCUACAGGUUCAACGAAGUCUUAAUGUGUAAUGUUUGUUAAUGUUGCAUGUUGAGUUGGUCAUACCGCACCUUAAUUUGCCUUUGGCUGAUGAUGAGCUGUGUAUUUGAAAAGGAACACCUCACUCUCAUAUCAAGGAUGGAGAGUGCAGCCUAGCAUGUGACCAGACUGAUACAUGUAUAUAAGUGCUUAAAAAAAGUCUUAAAUUAGCCAAAAUAAAGCUUAUCUUCAAAAUCAAACCAAGAAA
This is a messenger RNA of Erpetoichthys calabaricus (reedfish), 6222 nucleotides long. RefSeq names its product myosin-16. The coding region runs from base 61 to 5904 and encodes 1947 amino acids. NCBI's taxonomy places the organism in Eukaryota, Metazoa, Chordata, Cladistia, Polypteriformes, Polypteridae. Gene Ontology annotation, molecular function: actin filament binding; ATP binding; cytoskeletal motor activity. The transcript has 42 exons. Gene Ontology annotation, cellular component: myosin complex. The record is from RefSeq and is a predicted model, not a curated record.